Ceratina calcarata is the source of this 3198-nucleotide messenger RNA. Its product is annotated as gamma-tubulin complex component 2. The transcript has 17 exons. Gene Ontology annotation, biological process: cytoplasmic microtubule organization; meiotic cell cycle; spindle assembly. NCBI's taxonomy places the organism in Eukaryota, Metazoa, Arthropoda, Insecta, Hymenoptera, Apidae. Bases 428 to 2947 code for a protein of 839 amino acids. Gene Ontology annotation, molecular function: microtubule minus-end binding; gamma-tubulin binding. Gene Ontology annotation, cellular component: gamma-tubulin complex; spindle pole; microtubule organizing center. The record is from RefSeq and is a predicted model, not a curated record.
ACUCUCCUUUCCGUAUAAUUUUGUAUUCAUCAGUACUCAUAUUCUCAUAUUAUAUUUAUAUCCCCCUAUAUUAACCUCAUAUUCGUCGUCUCACCAAUUACGAUAAAACGAAAUAGUACCGAGAAUAAACAAAUGUUUUGAACGUGAAGAUAAAAUAAGACAGCUUCUCGUUACUUCGUAUUUAAAUAUUCCCCCAUAUUAACCUCAUAUUUCAUAUUCUUCGUCUUACUAAGAUCGUUUCACCAAUUACGAUAAGACGAAAUAGUACGGAAAGUAAACAAAUGUUUCGAACGUGAAAGUGAAAUAAGACAUUUUUGUUAUUUCGUAUUUAAAUAUGCUAAUCCUAGCAGAUUCGAUUACAGUCAUGAUGAUUUAAAAGAAAUAAAUCAUUUUUAACAGAAUGUAAUGUGCCCGUUAGAUUAAAAUAAUGAGUGAAUUUAAAUUGCAUCAUUUGGUAGUUGAAUUAAUCGGAUUAUUGGGGUCGUCUUCUGCGCCCGAGAAACAUGUGGAAAAAUUACAAAAAGAAGGAAUACCAACGAGUCCCAGUGCUCUGACUAUGGUUGCAUCGCAAAGUUCUAUUCGGAACUUGGCUAGAAACUCACCUGUUCCUGAAUUGUUUCUUCAAAAAUAUGAAGAAUUAAAAGCAAAAAAAGUAGAUCUAUUAGGUUUGUUCAUUCAGGUAUUGGAACUUAUAUCCAGUGAUAAAGAGUUGAAGAGCUUCUUAGCUAAGCAAGCAUCUUCUUCGACAUUAAAUCCUACAAGGAAUUCUGCUAUUACAACAGAAGACUUACCACAGAUCUGUAAGAAUGUGAUUAAAGCAGCUGUGGAAGGAGAAAAGAAGUUAAAUAAGCAAGUAUGUGCAAUUACGAAAAAAGCAGAACCAUUGGUAAUUAAAUAUAACUGGGUACACGAGAGGCCUAGAAUAACAUGGGACUUUUACAACGAGCUCAAUGUAACUCCAUGUCAAAAAGUUGUACCGAUCGUCUCUCAAGAAUCCAUAUUACUUUGGGAUAUUUUGUAUUGUUUGAAAGGUAUAGAUGGUACUUACAUCGUCUCCGAACCUUUAACAAGCCCAUACGCAGUGAAGACGUUUAACAUAUCUCCAGAUGUUGGUAUAUCGUACAAGCAAAUGGUUCAACAGAUAUUGCCUCUUGCGUCUCACUAUUCCAUGACAGCUAGAUUCGUGGAGAAAAAAGUUUCACCGGAAGAUGGUCAAGUAAAUCAUGCUUUGAGAGGAGCCAUAAGAUGCUUACUGAAAGAUUAUUUAUUGGAAAUGGAACACGUGCGCGGCAAAUUAAAUUUGCAAAAACUGUGGUUUUAUGUUCAACCGACCAUGAUUGCGAUGUCUAUACUCUUUCAAAUUACAUCCACUAUAUGCAAGGCCAAUGCAAGAGGUGGGAAAGUCCUCAGUCUUCUGCACGAGCAAGCAAAUAAUAUUAGCGGGGAAGCGAAGUUUAAAGAGUUGUGUUUGUAUCUUAUUCAAACGGCAAGUGUUCCAUACAUGCAAAUACUAGAGAAGUGGGUUUACAAAGGAGUCAUAUGCGAUCCAUAUGAAGAGUUUUUUGUGGAGGAUAACGAAUUAAUUCAUAGGGAAGAACUACCUAUAGAUUAUUCGGCAGAUUAUUGGGAAAAGAGAUAUACUAUGAGACCAGAAAGAAUACCGAUAUUCCUCAACGAACAUGCACAGACAAUUUUAAGAACUGGAAAGUAUUUUAAUGUAAUUAGGCAAUGCGGAAAAACUGUUCAAUGGGGAAAACAAGAACCAUUGAUUUAUCAACAUCAAGGACAAAAGUACAUAGCUGCUAUCGAUAGAGCCUAUUCCGAGGCUGCGAAAACUUUGUUAGAAGUUCUGAUCCAUGAAAAUGACUUGAUGGGCAGACUUCGCAGUGUAAAAAGCUAUUUUCUUCUUGCGCAAGGAGAUUUUGUGGUUCAAUUUAUGAACCUUUGCGAGGCUGAAUUGAAUAAAAACAUGUACGAUAUUUUCAUUCAUCGAUUGGCAUCUCUUCUUGAAGUUGCAUUACGUAUGUCCACUGCGGACUCUGAUCCGUAUAAAGAUGAUCUGAAGCCAGAACUUUUACCAUACGACCUGCAAUUUCAAAUGUUUAGAAUACUAUCCAUUCAAACCAGAGAUGAAAAAGAAUAUUGUUUUCAAACGGAUAAAACGCUAACUGGUUUGGAAGCAUUUGUAUUUAACUACGAUGUUAAAUGGCCCGUUUCCUUGAUAAUCAACAGGAAAGCAAUAGCCUGUUAUCAAAUGCUUUUCAGGCAUUUGUUUUAUUGCAAAUACAUCGAAAGACGCUUGUGCAGGGUAUGGGUCAGUAAUAAAAUUGCGAAGACUUUCACCCAUAAUGUUGCAAAGUCGUACAGACAAGCGUUUUCUUUAAGGCAGCGAAUGCUUGAUUGCAUUCAGCAUUUGGCUUAUUACAUGAUGAUCGAAGUUAUCGAGCCGAAUUGGCUUACGUUUCUAAAUAAAAUGAGCAAGGUCAGUAACGUGGAUGAUGUUUUAAGCGUGCAUCAAGAUCUCCAAGAUAGUUAUUUGAAAGAGUGUAUGCUAACAGAUCCUGAUCUCCUCGGCUGCAUAACAGGCAUUUCUGCCGCCUGCAUCGAAUUUUGCAACUUCAUGGAACGUAUGAGUCCAUACUACAUUGACGCCGAAUUGACGUCCAUGAUUGGCUCCUAUCAGGAAGAUGUCUAUGAUUCCGAGGAGGAAUACGGCAAUACGUCCAAAGAGAAUGCCGCCAGUUUCGAAGAAACUAUCGUCUCGCUGGACGAGAAAUUCACUCAAGUAUUAAUUCGUCUUCUAGACAGAAUCUGUGAUCUAGGCCGUGAUAACAAUAACGAGAAACUUCUGAACGUGUUUUGUAGGCUAGAUUUCAAUUUAUUUUAUACCGACAUUUUGAUACGACGUGGAAGAGAAAAGACAGCCCAAGAAGAUGUCUCCGGUUGAAUACUGAUAUCUGCCAGAUGUCCACGUAAUGGUAGAUGUACGUUUGUAACUUUCAAACAAUUUUACUCUUUUGCACAGUAUUUGUAUAUGAUACAAAGUAGCUGUAGAUGUUAAUACAUUAAAGCUAUCUAUAAAAAAUUAAUCGCGCACGAAAUGCUUCUUUAAGUUAUUGAAACAUGCGAAAUUGUUACGAACACUGUCCAUUUUGUACAUUCGGAAAAUAAAAUGUAUUUUAUAAAUAAAAACGUCAA